Messenger RNA from Antechinus flavipes (yellow-footed antechinus), 4366 nucleotides. It is a transcript of the gene TRIM41, whose product is annotated as tripartite motif containing 41. The transcript is spliced from 6 exons. The record is from RefSeq and is a predicted model, not a curated record. Gene Ontology annotation, molecular function: protein binding; zinc ion binding. Gene Ontology annotation, cellular component: nuclear body. Bases 351 to 2237 code for a protein of 628 amino acids. Lineage: Eukaryota; Metazoa; Chordata; Mammalia; Dasyuromorphia; Dasyuridae.
AGGAGGGGGAAGGGGGAACUUAGGUAGAAUUUGCAUUCAGAACCCAGACGAGGUAAACAGUCGAGGGGACCAAAAUAGUGCUAUAUUCCCUUCUACAGCGUAGGACUUGGGGUGGGAAGGGCUAUUUAUCAAUUAGGUUUGGAAAUUAGAGCUCCUUUCUUGUUGGAGCUAGAAACUGUGUAUUCGAUAGAGUGUGUGUUGGGGUCAGGGUGUCUCUGUGGUCUCCGUUGGGAGUGAGGAAGAGAUAGGGUCUAGAAAGGGAGGUUGGUUGUAGCGUUUAAGGAGGAGUCUCUCUUCCCGACUUCCCUAACCCUUUGCUUAUAACCUUCCCUGAUUGAUUUGAGACUAAGAUGGCUGCCGUUGCUAUGGCACCCAACCCAGUCCAAACCCUCCAAGAGGAGGCAGUAUGUGCUAUCUGCCUGGAUUACUUUACUGAUCCCGUGUCCAUUGGCUGUGGGCACAACUUCUGCAGGGUGUGUGUGACCCAAUUGUGGGGUGGAGAGGAUGAGGAGGAGAGGGAGGAAGAGGAAGAUGAAGGAGAAGAGGAAGAAGUGGAGGCAGUGGGUGCCAGUGGUGGGUGGGACACUCCUAUGAGAGAGGACGAGUACGAGGGGGAUAUGGAAGAAGAAGUAGAGGAAGAGGAAGAUGAGGAGUUUUGGACCAAUAGCAUCAAUGGCCCUACCUGGGACAACAUGGAUUAUGUAUGGGAUGAGGAUGAAGAGGAAGAUUUGGACUACUACUUGGGGGAUGUGGAAGAGGAACUAAGGGGUGAGGAGGAGGAAGAAGAUGAAGACGAGGAAGUGUUAGAGGAAGAUGAGGAGGAAGAGGAAGAGCUAGAGCCAGCUACCCCUCCACCACCAGCCACCGCUCCUAGGCGUAGAUUCACCUGUCCCCAGUGUAGGAAAACUUUUCCACGUAGGAGCUUUAGACCCAAUCUACAGUUGGCCAACAUGGUGCAGGUAAUUCGGCAAAUGCACCCUGCGCCUCGGAGAGGAAGUCGGGGAAAUGAACAAGGAGUAUGCCCCAAGCACCAAGAGGCCCUUAAAUUGUUCUGUGAGGUGGAUGAAGAGGCUAUCUGUGUGGUAUGCCGAGAAUCAAGAAAUCACAAGCAACACAGUGUGGUGCCAUUGGAGGAAGUGGUGCAGGAGUAUAAGGCCAAGCUGCAGGGUCACGUGGAGCCAUUGAGGAAGCACCUGGAAGCUGUGCAGAAACUGAAGGCCAAGGAAGAGAGGAGGGUCACAGAGCUCAAGAGUCAGAUGAAGACAGAGCUGGCAGCGGUAGCAUCAGAAUUUGGAAGAUUGGCACGAUUUCUGGCUGAUGAACAAGCUGGGCUUGAACGGCGUUUAAGAGAACAGCAUGAAGCCCAGUUAGGGCGAGCAGGAGCAGCAGCGGGACGCCUAGGAGAGCAAGCUACACAGCUAAGUCGACUGUUGGCUGAGGCACAAGAGCGAAGCCAACAGGGGGGACUUCGGCUGCUCAAGGAUAUCAAGGAGACUUUUAACAGGUGUGAGGAGGUACAGCAGCAACCUCCAGAGAUCUGGUCCCCAGAUCCCAGUCAUCCCCACAGUCAUGACUUCUUGACAGAUGCCAUUGUGAGGAAGAUGAGCCGGAUGUUCUGUCAGGCUGCCCGAGUGGACCUGACUCUAGAUCCUGAUACUGCUCAUCCAGCUCUAGCCCUGUCACCAGACCGACGUGGGGUCCGUCUGGCAGAGCGGCGCCAGGAACUUCCUGAUCACCCCAAACGAUUUUCAGCUGAAUGCUGUGUGCUGGGUGCCCAGGGCUUCCGUUCUGGUCGCCAUUAUUGGGAGGUAGAAGUCGGGGGGCGGCGUGGCUGGGCUGUAGGGGCUGCUCGUGAAUCAACUCGUCACAAGGACAAGGGAGGACCAGCAGUGGGUCCUGGGGGUGGUAGUGGGGAUGCCACACCAUCCCGCCACCACCAUCGCCGCAGACGGCCCCAUUUGCCCCAGCAGCCAAUGUUUCAAAGGGAGGUAUGGUGUGUGGGCACCAAUGGAAAGCGGUACCAGGCACAGAGCUCAACUGAGCAGACACCUUUGAGCCCUGGUGACAAGCCACAUCGAUUAGGGGUAUACUUGGACUAUGAAGCAGGACGACUAGGUUUCUAUAAUGCUGAGACUCUAGGACAUGUACAUACUUUCUCAGCUGCCUUUUUGGGUGAGAGGGUCUUUCCCUUCUUCAGGGUGAUUUCCAAAGGUACUCGAAUCAAACUGUGCCCCUAAAGCAUCCCAAUGCUUGCUCUCCCCUCCCCCAAACUUCCUUUAUCUUGGAAGAGGUUAAGGGUGGGUCCUCAAGCUGGGGAGGUUGGUUUUCUUCUGCAUCCCUAUUCUUUUCUCCUAUGUUCCCACCUCCGGUUUUCAUCUUCUUCCCUUGUCUCUCCUCUCAAUCCUUUUCUAUGGUUGGGUCUCUGAAAGAAAAAUUGUUAAUCUGCUUUCCCCAUUUUCUACCUUAACCCUUUCCAAUUCCACCUGUAUUGUUUUACCUAAAUGAAUUUUAUUUAGGGAAGGGAUAUUGUUGUUUUGUUUUCUUUAAUGGUAUGAGACCCUUUCCCAUCCUCAAAUACCUGUCAACUGUCUGUAGCUGAGAGGGAGAGAUGGGAAGGCUGGAUUCCUCCAAGUUGUCUCAGAUCAAAACCAUAUUGGUUUCAUCCUCAUGGUUUUGUUCUUUUUCACCUUAGAUUGUCUCCACCUUUUUUUUUCUUUUCUCCUACUCACUUGCCUCCAUUUUCUGAAGGGGAGUUUGUCACCAAAAAAUAUGACUAUAUUCUCAGGCCCAGAUUUCCCUUGCCCCUCCCCAGUUUGCAGCAUACCCUACUUGGCAGCCCACUAGGAGGUAGGGAUCAAUUUGAUCCUUUGAGAAGUCUUGGGCAUAGUCUAUAUUUUUCUAGAACCUUCCACUUAAAAUUUGAGAGUAACCCUUGCUCCACCCCAUUUCUUAGCCUCCUGCCUUUCUCUGUACUGCUCUUUAGCCGAGGUUGGUUGGGGGGGGGGAGGGAAUUGAGGGGUGGGAGUGGAAUUCUGUGUAGAAAUGGACAAUAAAAGUUUACUGUUUAUCAGUUGCAUCAAGUAUGAUUUUAUUUUGUACCUUCUGGGUUAAGAUGCAUUCUAAUUGCUUUAAAUUUUUAAUGCUUUUCCUUAUCCAUAUUACCACUUACUUUGCCACUAUAGUUAAGAUUCUUCCAGUGAGUGCCAAUCUGCAUGAAGUAGCGAAACAGCAAAUAACUGGAAGAAAUUGAUCAUGUAAAUCUGGUUUUAAGGAGGGUGGCCCCAUCCUACAAAGAUCACUCAUAUAAAUGCUAUGAAGCAAAAUGGGGACUUCUCAUUUUUUUUGUUUUGUUCUUUGGAUUUCCUUUUCCUCUUUUCCCAGCUUCAUCCAUGAUUACCUUCGUUUUUUCCCAAUCAUUUUUGCUUUCGUGUGUCUCAUUUUCUAAACCAGGGGUCCUCAAACUGGCCUGUGGGCCAGAUGUGGGCUGAAGACGUUUAUCCCCCUCACUCAGGGCUAUGAAGUUUAUUUAAAGGCCCACAAAACAAAGUUUUUACUAUAGUCCGGCUCUCCAACAGUCUGAGAGACAGUGAACUGGCCCCCUAUUUAAAAAGUUUGAGGACCCCUGUUCUAAACCUUACUUCACCCUACAUCCCCAAAUUCUGCAGCUAAGGUCUCAUUCGUUUCCUGUGCCUCACACAAUAUCCUUUGGGGGACAGGCAGAAAAAAUAUGCUUAGGGUAUGUGCAAUGUGCCUGUGAUGUCAAGUUCAAGAGAAAACAACUAAGCACCUCCCAAACAGAAUUGUGAACUAUUUAAAAAUAAAACAGAUGCUAACUUGUAAUUUUCUAAGCCAAUAUAACUUUAUAUAUAGAGAUCCAUUUCCACUUGAGCUUCAUACCACUGUUGUAGUGUAUAUAUUGUUUAAGAUUACUUCUAAGUAGUCCUUAUAGAAAAUCCAGGUUUUAUCUGCAGUUCUUUAGGGGAAUCUGAAUUAGGUUCUGUGCCAAUGUCAGGUUCUGCUCCUUGCUGCACUUGUUAAUCAGCGCUGCUUUGUUUCACUUUGGAUUCUGGGCUGACCUGAAAUUGCCAACAAACCCGACAGUUUCCAAAAGCUGGAAUCUUCAAGUGUCAAGUCUUAAGUUUCUAGAAUGGGGGACCCAAGCCCUGGAUGUUGUAGUUUGCCUAAUGUUGAUACAUCUUUAGAAUUCCCUAGAUUCCACCCAACUACUUUGUUUUUAACCAAACACAAACUCUAGCAUUGCUAGGAAUAUAGCCUAGAGGGCCACUCUCCUGCUCAUGGAUUUCUGUCAUUCUUUGUAAUGGUUUUCUUAAUUACUUGACCUGACGUGAAUUAAAGGAUAUGGUUA